GUUUUUUUCUUCUUUUUUUUUCGCCACAUUCGACUGCCAGCGCGCCGCAGCUGUUUUGCGGCUGUGAUGUGGAUCACGGUGAAGGCUCCGGAGACCCCGCUUCAGCGACGCCGCUACGGCGUUAUCGCGCCUAAAUGAUGCCUGCAAUCCGAAGCAGCCCACGCGCCUCAGACGUCAGAGCCAUUAGCUCUGAUUGUGGGCCGUCUUCCUACCACGAAGUGCCACCGUGUGCCAGUGUGCGCGCGUGCUUGAAUCGGUGAUGCGAACUACGUGCCUUGUCCACUGCUCAUGCGAUGAGCGUUAACGAGGAAGAAAAACGUUCUUUUCUUCUUUCCUGCAACGGAAUUUCGAGGUGAACGUUCGUUACGUAGGCCAGCACACCGCAGAAAGCGACUUGUGUUGCCGAGCUUGCCGCUAUCUGCAGGGUCGCCAGCAACGCAACGGCAAUCGGCACUCACCGGCACCGCAACGCUUUCCGCAGUGCACAAGAUUCAUCGUCGCUCACAUCCGUCUGCCGGAUACGCCUCGUGUGCAGUCGUUCCGCAAAAAUUGUCCUAUUGUGCGUUCCGCGUGGCAGCGCAUGAUUGCUCUUGUUUCACUCCGGAGCUCGACGUAUACCUAGGUCGGCAGGCUGUCCUGCAUGUGUCGACGCUUGUGCAUUUCUACAUGUGCGUGCCAUCGCGGGAUGACAACAACGCAGUGUUUUGGUGAGCGUUGCAAGAUUGUGAAUUGUGUGCGCCAGACAUUCCUGACGUCUCACAGACACAUGAAAACCGCUGUACGCCGAGUUCCUGCACUGACGUCUGUUCGAUGAUGGCGCUUCAGUCGUGCUGCGCUGAAGCGCGACAACAAAGACAUUCUUUCGGGCACAUCGUUGAACGUGAAACGAAAUUUAGCACAAGCCAUUCUCACGAUGAUGAUGAUGAUGAUCUUGAGGAUUGCGACCUCAGCUGCUUCCUAGAAUCGAGCUUGCUUGCUUGCGAAGAGUCCGGCGACACGGCAUCGCCGUAUGUUCCAGUGUCUUCGUCAGUGGGUGUAUCUCCGGUGAUGCCUUCGCCUGUGUUCUCCAAGUUCCUGUUGCCUUAUGCCGAAGAACAACCGAACCUGCUGCCGAUAGACGAAGGGACAUCGAAACCGCCUGAACACUCUCUCGUCGAUGUGCUGCCCAAGAGUCCCAAGGUUGAGAGGCCGCACGGCAAGUCGAAGAGCAAGCGGUCACCGACUUCAGCCUCGUCGCCAUCAAGCACCAAGAAGCAAGGCAUCAGUAGCCCAUCCAGUGUCUCGCGAGCGAAAUCCACCACGCUGUCGGGACGGAGCGCUGAAGACGAAGAACUUGCAGCCCUGCAUGCCAGUGGGAACGUACGCUGUCCACACAGCUGCCGCAAGUGCUUCAACGACUGCAUGAACAAACUCAUGGCGCUGUGCGACAGCCAGGAAGUCAUGCACUUCGACGACGCUCUACGGCAGCCGUACAAGGCCAGCAAGCUGAGAAAGACAGGCGAGACCGUGGACUCCGAAGCAUACAUGGUCGACACGGGCAGCAAAACACCGACGGCUGUGGAUACUGUCGUGCAGCUCUUCUCUAUCGACGCGCACUCGCUUUCCCGAGUGUACUGUAGCGUUUUUAGCAGCAGGAAGCUCAGCGACCUGCAGAUGGGCCUUACCAACAAGUGCUACGGAUUCAGGACUAUACGCCGAAUCCUGUUCGUAGACGACACCCUGCCAGAAAACUUUCGCAAGGCGUACGACGAAUACGCCCACUGUCAUUCACGAUGCCUCCAGCCACACCCUGAUAUGAGACCGAAGGAGCAGCACUACCUGCUGGUGGAGAGCGACUACUGUGGUCCCAGUGUUCUACACUCUAAGCUCAAGCCCACGCAAGCGAUAAGCAUCAUCGGUCAGGUCGCGUGCACCUUGGCAGUCGCCGAACGAGAGCUCCAGUUCGAGCACCGAAACCUCCUCGAGGAAAACAUCAAGGUGCUGCCCUCGACAAGCAAGAACCACCACUUCCUCAUUGACGGCCGCACUUGUUGCGUCAAGGGAGCCGGCAUCAAGGUCACCCUCAUUGAUGACAACUUCAGCCGCCUGACCUACAACAACGAAAUCAUCUUGCGCAUGAGGAACUACAACUGCAUGUACAAAGACAAGACUGCGCAAUACCUUACCCUGGAAAGGAUUAUCAAGAACCGCUGGGACUUGUUCCACCCGGAGACCAACGCUCUGUGGCUGGCCUACCUGUGCGGCCACCUGAGCGACUAUCUGACCGUGCCCAACCCGUCCGGCGAGUGGCAGCGCAGGCUGGAGCUGCUCGCCUUCAUGCAGCGUGAUCUGCAUCGGGUCCAUUCAGCCGACGAGUUCGUGUGGAUAUACAUCAACAAGAUCGGCCACGUUCACGCAGAUCAUGGUUACCAGCCACACAGUUGGGGCAGCCGCAACGCGUCCGGUCCGCCCAUCUACACGGGCCUCCUGAGCCUGCUGCGUUGGCGAGACAAGAAGAAGAGUGAGGACGAGAACCCACCGGGACCUUCGACAAGUCCGCACGCUCAUCGCGGAGGAGCCUCCAGCGCUCCAGCAGAGCUCGACAGGCGGCGGCCUCACUAGUUACGCGCUUGGAGUGACUUGGCUCGCCGAUGCCCCUGGCCAAGCGCUCCAGUGGCCUAUUUAAAGCGCACUAUAUGAUAAAUAUGCUCGAAACGGGAAACGCGUGUCUCUUCUGUGCCUCUCGCAGGAGAAGCACUAUUUCUCUUGUAUAGUCAUAUCUGAAUUCGCACAAUGCCCAAGCGCUGUUGCGCAUCAAGGGAAACCGGUUGCUCGCCUUUAUGUGUAUGUGUACAGUAAACGCUUUCGUGCAGAUAUAAAGGAAACGCAAUUAAGAAAACUUAGAUAUAAGCGAUUGGUAGCUGUAACUGAUGCAACUAAAACGUCGCUUCAAGAACACUGGUGUGAGCUUCUCGUGUAGUUUCCCGCACCGCUGUUGCUGUAUUGUAUGCAGCUCGCCAUAUAAAAAUGACUACACACACCCACCUCCCCGGUAAAGGGGCCUUGCAUUCUGCUUACUAUAUUUUAGGUCGUGGUUCGUGGCUGUGGCACUUCCUAGGGGCCCAAAUGCACGCGUCUCUACAAAUUGUUGCGCGCCUUCAUGUACCGCAGAUAGUCAAAAUUAAUGUGUAGUCCUCCACUACGGCACCUCCACAGCCCGUAUGUAGCAUGUAACCUGAAAUCAAUGAGUGAAUGAAUAAACGAUAUUUGACUUCA
Molecule: messenger RNA, 3255 nt
Organism: Rhipicephalus sanguineus (brown dog tick)
Lineage: Eukaryota; Metazoa; Arthropoda; Arachnida; Ixodida; Ixodidae
Product: serine/threonine-protein kinase haspin
Exons: 14
Coding region: 811-2601 (596 amino acids)
Biological process (GO): intracellular signal transduction; mitotic cell cycle
Cellular component (GO): nucleus; cytoplasm
Molecular function (GO): histone H3T3 kinase activity
Source: RefSeq, a predicted model, not a curated record